CGUUUGAAUUAAGAUUGCUCAUAACCAGGGACUCAGCCCGACUGGACUAAAUUCAAAUCUUCGUCUUCUGCUUCUCAUUUGGGCGUCGAUGCUCCUAUAAAUACCCCGCUAACAGCGCCUGGUGAUAUACUUUUGGAGGGCAUGGACAAGGACGGAGGGGAGCGAUCAAGCUUCGUGUUGGGGCUGAUCGAGAAUCGAGCAAAGGAGGUUGGCGUGGCAGCUUUUGACUUGAGAUCAGCCUCCUUACAUCUUUCUCAGUACAUUGAAACGAGUUGUUCAUACCAGAAUACUAAUACACUUCUUCAUUUUUAUGAUCCGAUGGUCAUAAUUGUACCACCAACCAAACUGGCAGCAGAUGGUAUGGUUGGAGUCCUAGAAUUUGUAGAUAAACAUUAUACAUCGAACAAAAAGGUCACACUGCCUCGCUGUUGUUUUGAUGAUACUAAGGGAGCUGUGCUUGUUAAAAGUUUGGCAGCGAAGGAGCCAUCUGCUCUGGGUUUAGGAAGCUACCAUAAACAAUAUUAUCUAUGCCUAGCUGCUGCAGCUGCUACCAUAAAGUGGAUUGAAGCUGAGCAAGGUGUAAUAGUUGUAAACCACUCAUUACUGGUUACUUUCAAUGGGUCCUUUGAUCACUUGAAUAUUGAUGCUACCAGUGUUCAGAAUUUGGAAAUUAUUGAUUCAUUGCAUUCUGAGUCGUGGAGCACCGGCAACAAGAAGAGAAGCCUAUUUCAGUUGCUGAAAACAACGAAAACCAUCGGCGGGUAUACAACAAUCCCUUUCUUUGGCAACCAGUUAAAAAUUUUCUCUGACAAGAAACAUUUUAAGCAUUACUUUCUUGGAAUUGGUCAAAGGAGGGAGUGGGAAGAGAUAGGUGGUAUUGAUGACCUUGAUGGUGGCUUGCAACUUGUCCUCCUUGAGAUGGUGUUCAAUACUGCUGAUUUGGAAGUCUUUACAAGAUUGAUUUUCUUUCAACAGGAUGAGUCAGGCUUAAUUGAUGUCAUAAGGGAAGAUGUUAGCAUACUGACGUUACUUGCAGAGGUUUUAUGCCUUCUAGAUAUGAUUGUGAAUUCAUUUGCCCAUACAAUAUCCACCAAACCUGUUGAUCGUUAUACUAGACCAGAAUUCACUGAUAACGGUCCUGUGGCUAUUGAUGCUGGAAGGCAUCCUAUUCUUGAGAGCGUACACAAUAAUUUUGUUCCUAACAAUCUUUUCCUCUCUGAAGCAUCUAAUAUGGUGAUUGUCAUGGGACCAAAUAUGAGUGGUAAAAGCACUUAUCUUCAACAAGUUUGUCUUAUCAUCAUCCUGGCUCAAAUUGGUUGCUACAUCCCUGCUCGUUUUGCAUCACUAAGGACAGUUGAUCGCAUUUUCACACGGAUAGGGACGGGAGACAAUGUCGAGUACAACUCAAGCACAUUUAUGACAGAAAUGAAGGAGACAGCUUUUCUCAUGCAAAAUGUUUCUUCAAAGAGCUUGAUUGUCAUGGAUGAACUUGGAAGAGCUACAUCUUCCUCUGAUGGAUUUGCCAUUGCAUGGAGCUGUUGCGAGCAUCUUCUUUCUCUUAAAGCUUAUACCGUAUUUGCUACCCAUAUGGAAGGCAUCUCUGAAAUGGCAACCAUCUAUCCCAAUGUAAAGAUACUCCACUUUGACGUGGAAUUGAAGAACAAUCGCUUAGAUUUUAAGUUCCACCUUAAGGAUGGUCCACACCAUGUGCCACAUUAUGGUCUUCUUUUGGCUGGAAUUGCUGGUCUGCCAAGCUCUGUGGUUGAGACAGCAAGGGGCAUCACAGCAAAGAUAUCUGAAGAGGAUGUGAAGAGGAUGCACGUAAACUGUGAAAAAUAUCGUUCAGUUCAAAUGGCGUACCAAGUUGCCCAGAAACUAAUCUGCUUAAAAUACUCCAACCAAAGUGAGGAUUACAUUCGACAAACCCUACAGAAUCUUCAGGAGAGCUACAAAAUGGACAAGUUAAAUUGAUCCCUUUCAUAUACAAAAGCUCUGAUCCUAUCAGUACAUUGUUACUGGGAGAAUUCUUUGUAAUUCCUUCAUAUUAGUCAUGGCAUUUGAACCUGUAUAUGCUGAAAAGGUUAGUAGCCUGCCUUGUUAAGUUCCAAGAAUUUUCCAAGAUCUGCUUUCUAUGAUCAUGUGUUAAAAGACUACAAGAGUCUAAAAUCCAAUUCAAAAUGUCAAAUCUCUUAGCAUUGUAAGAAUUCCUUUUUAGAUGU
This is a messenger RNA of Zingiber officinale, 2219 nucleotides long. RefSeq names its product DNA mismatch repair protein MSH4-like. Gene Ontology annotation, cellular component: nucleus. Gene Ontology annotation, molecular function: ATP-dependent DNA damage sensor activity; ATP binding; mismatched DNA binding. The transcript has 18 exons. The record is from RefSeq and is a predicted model, not a curated record. Gene Ontology annotation, biological process: mismatch repair; reciprocal meiotic recombination. Bases 142 to 1971 code for a protein of 609 amino acids. Lineage: Eukaryota; Viridiplantae; Streptophyta; Magnoliopsida; Zingiberales; Zingiberaceae.